GAUCCUUGGAAGAAUGGAGGCGCAUGCAGAGGCAAACUCAGAAGUGGGGAAGCAGCAGGCCCUAAUUGAUAACCCUGCUGAUAUCCUUGUCAUUGCGGCAUAUUUCCUACUGGUCAUCGGUGUCGGCUUGUGGUCCAUGUGCAGAACCAACAGAGGCACGGUGGGCGGCUACUUCCUGGCAGGACGAAGCAUGGUGUGGUGGCCGGUGGGAGCCUCCCUCUUUGCCAGCAACAUUGGCAGUGGCCAUUUUGUGGGCCUGGCGGGGACCGGUGCUGCGAGUGGCUUGGCUGUGGCGGGAUUUGAGUGGAAUGCGCUGUUCGUGGUGCUGCUGCUCGGCUGGCUCUUCGCGCCGGUGUACCUGACCGCGGGCGUCAUCACGAUGCCGCAGUAUCUGAGAAAGCGCUUCGGCGGCCACCGUAUCCGCCUCUACCUCUCGGUGCUCUCGCUCUUUCUGUACAUUUUCACCAAAAUCUCGGUGGACAUGUUCUCCGGAGCGGUGUUCAUACAGCAGGCUCUGGGCUGGAACAUCUACGCCUCGGUCAUCGCGCUCUUGGGCAUUACCAUGAUCUACACGGUGACAGGAGGGCUGGCGGCGCUGAUGUACACCGACACCGUGCAGACCUUUGUCAUUCUCGCAGGGGCCUUCGUCCUCAUGGGCUAUGCCUUCCACGAAGUGGGCGGGUAUUCGGGGCUCUUCGACAAAUACUUGAGGGCAGUGACGUCGCUGACCGUGUCCGAGGACCCUGCUUUGGGCAACAUCUCCAGCUCCUGCUAUCGCCCCCGACCUGACUCCUACCACUUACUUCGGGACCCUGUGUCAGGAGACCUGCCGUGGCCCGCACUGCUGAUUGGACUCACCAUCGUCUCGGGCUGGUACUGGUGCAGUGACCAGGUCAUCGUGCAGCGCUGCCUGGCUGGGAAGAACCUGACCCACAUCAAGGCGGGCUGUAUCCUGUGCGGCUAUCUGAAGCUGAUGCCCAUGUUCCUCAUGGUCAUGCCAGGCAUGAUCAGCCGCAUUCUUUACCCGGAUGAGGUGGCCUGUGUGGUGCCCGAGGUGUGCAAGCGCGUGUGCGGCACGGAGGUGGGCUGCUCCAACAUCGCUUACCCGCGCCUAGUGGUGAAGCUCAUGCCCAAUGGUCUGCGCGGACUCAUGCUGGCGGUCAUGCUGGCCGCACUCAUGUCCUCGCUGGCCUCGAUCUUCAACAGCAGCAGCACGCUUUUCACCAUGGACAUCUACAACCGCCUGCGGCCCCGCGCCAGCGACCGGGAGCUGCUGCUAGUGGGACGGCUCUGGGUGGUGUUCAUCGUGGCCGUGUCAGUGGCCUGGCUGCCCGUGGUACAGGCAGCGCAGGGCGGCCAGCUCUUCGACUACAUCCAGGCUGUGUCCAGCUACCUGGCGCCGCCCGUGUCCGCAAUCUUCGUGCUGGCGCUCUUCGUGCCUCGCGUCAACGAGAAGGGCGCCUUCUGGGGACUGAUUGGGGGCCUGCUGAUGGGCCUGGCCCGACUCAUUCCCGAGUUUUCCUUCGGCUCGGGCAGCUGCGUGAGGCCUUCGCGGUGCCCGGCACUCAUCUGCGGGGUGCACUACCUCUACUUCGCCAUUGUCCUCUUCUGCUGCUCAGGCCUGCUCACCCUGGUGGUCUCCGUGUGCACGGAGCCCAUCCCACGCAAGCACCUCCACCGCCUGGUUUUCAGUCUCCGGCACAGCAAAGAGCCUCGAGAGGACCUGGACGCAGAUGAACAGCUGGAAGAGCCAACCUCGCCGCCCGUGCAGAAUGGGCGCCCGGAGCACGCGGUGGAGAUGGAGGAGCCCUCGCCCCCGACACCAGGGCUAUUCCGCCAAUGCCUGCUUUGGUUCUGUGGCAUGAGCAAGAGUGGGGCGGGCUCCUCACCCGCCAGUCAGGAGGAGGCCGCUGAGGCAGCCAGGCAGAUGGAGGACAUCAGUGAGGACCCCCGCUGGUCCCGUGUGGUCAACCUCAAUGCCCUGCUCAUGAUGGCUGUGGCCUCAUUCCUCUGGGGCUUUUACGCCUGAGGCAACUCUGGGGACACAGUGAGCCACCACC
Messenger RNA from Elephantulus edwardii (Cape elephant shrew), 2060 nucleotides. RefSeq names its product sodium/nucleoside cotransporter-like. Gene Ontology annotation, cellular component: plasma membrane. The coding region runs from base 14 to 2029 and encodes 671 amino acids. Gene Ontology annotation, molecular function: D-glucose:sodium symporter activity. Gene Ontology annotation, biological process: sodium ion transport; transmembrane transport. The record is from RefSeq and is a predicted model, not a curated record. The transcript has 14 exons. Lineage: Eukaryota; Metazoa; Chordata; Mammalia; Macroscelidea; Macroscelididae.